CAAACUGUUCCGCAUAUGUCACUCACGGCCGUGAAGUCUGAUGCCUCCGGGAUCGGGGUGGUGGGCGUGGGACUCGGCGGAACUGUUGCACUAUCCGACUCCCGGGAGUGGGCUCCCCCGCCACCGGGCAAGCGAUGUGCCACGGUGACUAUGCUCCUGGCCCAGAGGAUUGCACGCAACGCUUGCUGGUCAGUCGACGAGGAGACCUCGUUCAGUGCGAACAAGAUGAACGUCUGGCAGACGCUGGAGUACCUUUCGGGGCUGAGUCUGCGGAAGAAGUACAACUACGAGGGCUUCUCGGACACCCACAAUGUGCUCAGGACCCUCACGCCCUCCUGGCGGCGGGAUAGCUUCGCCGAGAAGGCCAAGGCCGAGGAACUGGCUGGCGGAGCGGCUGCAUCGGCGGUCAAGAAGUAUCCCGAGGAACGCUCCUCGAGUGCUCCCCUUAUCGCUGUCGAGGACCCGGGCUUAGGUACCAGCUUCCAGAGCAGUGAUAAUGUCGCCAUGUGCGUUCGACCCAGGGCGAAAAGUCCAUCCGGACCGCGCAGAAAGCAUCGCAGCCGGAACCGGAAACGAAAUACUCCCCACCUGGAUCCCGAGUACGCCCUGUCGCCGGAGGACCUGCAGGAUCUCGUCAAGUGCAAUUUCAAUUUGCCGCGCAUUAGCGCCCGCCUGGAGCGUCUGAUGGGCACCAAUGUGGUCAAGUUGACGGACCGCGCCUACAUGAAGGAGCUCCGGGAGCGGAUCGACGAGGAUUACCGCAAACAGUUGCUGUCCCGCAUUCGCGCCCGGGAGUUGAAGGAAGUGGAGCGCGAGCGAAUGCUGAUUAUAGAGGGCAAGUCAGAUGUGAUACCAGACGAACUGGCCGACGAUCCUAUAUUCAUGGUCAACAAAGAUGCCAACAUGGAGAUUCAGAAGGAGCGCUCCAAGUUGAAGACCGCUCGGGAAAAGAAUGCAGAGCGUUUAAAGCAGCAGGGCGUAAAAUGGGAGCGGGAAAGGCUUCAACAUGCUGCAAAGGAAGCGGAACUUCUGGCCAAGAAACGCGAGCGGCAGCGCCAGCAGAAAUUGUUGGUGGAACAGUACAGGACAGAGGACGCGGAAAGGGGAAUGGAUCUGCUGCGCAUCGAAAACGAAGACUGGCGGGAGUGCGAAAAGAGCCUGAAGGAGUUCCUCGAACAGGAGCGUGCCAAAAUGAAGGAGCGUUCGCUGCGCAUCUCCCAGCCAUUCUCAUCAGAUCCACAGGACAUACAGAACAUAGUGAGGGCCAGGCAAAAGUUCCGCGAGACAGAGCUACGUAUUCGCAACCAGCUGGAGAACAAGCUGAAGGAUGUGAAACUGGCGGUCACCACCCAACAACUUACCGAACUCAUCGAGGAUGCCCAUCGAUCCAGUGGGGAGAUUGUGCGAGAGCCUUCGAUAGAGGACGAUGAGUACCACGAGGGCGAGCCACAAUCCAAGUAUCUGGACGAUGUCACCGACGUCUCCGAGGAGACGGUGAUCAGCGAGGACGCCAUCAGUCUCACUCUGGCCAAGCAGCAGUACGCCGAGGAACUGGAGGCCGAGAUGGAGGACGAGUUCAACCGGGGUCUGCUCAUCUCCAAGCAGCAGUACGACCAGCUGCGCUUCGAGGAUGAGAAGAUCGUGGCGCUAAGGAAUGCCAAGGACAUUCGCGAGUUGUAUCAACUGGCUGAGGAGAUCAUCAUGGGCGAGGUCUUCGAGGAAGCGCCAGAGGAGUGCGAGGAGGAGGACGUAGGCGAGGAGCACGAACUCGACAUCUCCUCAGACCACGAAGCCCAUGAUCCAGCCAAACCCUAAAAACCCGAGGAUGGACCAAUUUCAAUGUUCUGUGGGCGGCGGGAGGCCGUUUUUCCUGCUGCACCACUUUUCGCCAGUUUUACAAAGUUUGGCCAAAUAUUUGGUUUUCCCACUGGAAGCCAAAAUAUUUCACCAAAUUCUGCAAAAAUCAGUCAGGAUGGGGGCCACAGUUUGUUAAUCAUCGAAUGAGGAAAAGCGGCACCCAAAAACGUCAGUGCCACUGUCACUCAAUCUCAGCGCUUAGGUUGAUAACUGUCAAUAGGGUUUAAUUAAAGCUGUAACGACGUGAUAGUGCCCGCAUGGAAAUAAUACCAAUAAAGGCCGAAAAAUCCAAAAACAAACGCAUGAGUCAAUUGCACAUCUGACUUGACGACCGACAAGUAUGCUACAAAUAUUUGCCCAGUGAUACGAAUGAGCGUGCCGGAAAGAUAUGCGGGCGGAAUGGUGUUCUGGAAAUCCAUUUAAAAAAACCAAAUCACAGAAAUACAGAGAAAACUUUAAUUGUAAAAUUUUAAGAGUAAAAUUUGGACUCAAAGUUUUCAAAAGUACAUACAAUUUUCAAGUACGUUUAAAGGACAUAAUUCUUUGUCGCAAAAAUUUUGUUUAAGCAUAUCUUCAAAAAUGUGUUUUAACCGCGAAAUACUUUUUCAGUACACAUAUCCUAGCGUAAUUAUAAGAAAUUCAAAAGAUAUUAAAGUUUAAAAUUAAAAAAGUUUUUAAGAAAUUAAUAUUCAAGUCAAGAGAAUUGUCAUGAAAUGCGGCUACUUUUUAAACAAAUCUUAAAAUAUGUGAUUUCUUGACGAAAGUGUUUUUUAGAACACGAACCACAAAUCUCAGCGUAAUUAGCUGAUUUGAUUAGCUAAUUUGUUUAUCAAUUGGUCUGGCACGUUGGCGCACAUGCCGAGAUUGCACAUGGCAAAAGAGAAGGGCGUGACGCAUUCGGAUGAAUCGAUGUCCAUUGAAAGGGUGGAUGACAUGACAUCAGGCCCACCCGAUGCAACUUAAGUCGCACAAGCCGAUUACCACGUACUGAAAUGUCCCAGAGAGAAAUAAGGCCGUCUAAAAAUAGCCAGGUCUUGGCCAAAAAUAUGACUUUUGCUUUAUAUCAGGAAGCCCCCGCCCUGUAUCACUUUUCUCUGCCCUUGAGCACUAAAACUUUUCAGCGGGCUAUUAUUGGUUUUCUUAGGGUAAGUGUCAUCUUCGGUUGCCCCCGGCGAUUUUGGCAAGAAACCCCUAUAUAUGCUUAUUUUCCUGUGCCUUUUAGGCCAAAACAACACACACAUACCGUCAAAACAAUAACGAAAACAUCGAGGAAUCGUUUGAAUUGUCCUCCAUUACUAACAGCAAUUUCACUCUAAAGUGUCAUUUUUUCCAGGCCUGAGGGCUACAACGGUUGUUGACACCCGACUGGAUAUCCUGACCCCUCGAUUCUGAGAUUGCACUACUGCGUAGGAUUUUUUGUUGGUCUGGAAAGGUGUUUAAAAGUCAGACAAUUUAAAUUCUGGCUGAAAUGGAAAAAUUUGGUUUAACAUAAAUAUAACCCUAAAAUUAAAUAUUUGGUUCAUUGGAAAGCCAUAACUUGUCAAAUUUAAAUGAAAUACAUUUUUGGUGAUCCAAAGUUAAUUUUAAAUUAUUAGAAAAAAUCAUGGGUUUUUUUUCAACAAUCAUUUACCAGUAGUCACAAUUUUAAUUAUAAGGUAUAAUUGUAGCUUUGAGCUUUGAUUCCUUUUACCUGGAAUCACAACUGCGCCAUUUGUAAUUGUUAUCACCGUGACCCAAAUAAACAAGCCCAACUAUAAUUAAUAAUUAU
Molecule: messenger RNA, 3625 nt
Organism: Drosophila suzukii
Lineage: Eukaryota; Metazoa; Arthropoda; Insecta; Diptera; Drosophilidae
Product: apical junction molecule ajm-1
Source: RefSeq, a predicted model, not a curated record